UCUCCCUGGGCACCUACUUUGUUCCUCGUAGGAAGAACAGCAUCCUUCGCAGGGGUCAGGACCAGGAGGAAGACGGCCACCCCCAGCCCUCCCAGCACGGCUGCUGAGCUCCAUCCUAUCGCCUUGAGCAGGCACCUCUGCAUCCCUGUGCCAGGCUGUGAUUGGAGGAGGAAUGGACUACAAAGCCAAGGCCAUUGCGGGUCUACUGGCAGCCACCUGCGUCUUCAGCAUCAUUGCCCUCAUUCUGAGCGUUGUGAACGUGAAGGACGUGUUUCUGCCUCCCAGCACCAAGUACGGUCUGGUGUUUGACGCCGGCUCCACACACACGUCUCUCUACAUCUACCGGUGGCCCGCGGACAAGGAGAACGGCACCGGCAUCGUCUCCCAGGUGGAGGCCUGCACCGUGUCCGGACCCGGCAUCUCCAGCUAUGCAGACAACCCCGCUGGGGCUGGAGCCAGCCUGAAGCCCUGCCUGGACAAGGCCAUGACGAUCGUGCCGGCAGAGCAGCAGCGGGAGACCCCCACCUACCUGGGGGCCACAGCGGGCAUGCGGCUGCUGAGGGAGCAGAACAGCACCAAGGCCGAGCAGGUCUUUGCCGAGGUGGCCAAGGCCAUUGGGGAGUACCCCGUGGACUUCCGUGGAGCUCGGAUCCUCACGGGGAACGAGGAGGGCUCCUUCGGCUGGAUCACCGUCAACUACCUGCUGGAGACACUCGUCAAGUUUUCCUUUGCAGAGCAAUGGGAACAUCCACAGGAUACUGAGGUUUUGGGAGCUCUGGACCUUGGAGGUGCCUCAACACAAAUAACAUUCCAGCCUGGAGUCACCAUUGAGGACAACAACACCUCUGUCUUCUUCAGGCUGUACGGCACUGACUACCUGCUCUACACCCACAGCUACCUCUGCUAUGGGCAGACACAGGCCUUGAAGAGGCUGCUGGCAGCUUUCCAUGAGGGCAGCCCAAAUCCCCAGCAGAUAUCCCACCCCUGCUACCCCAAGGGAUACCAGGAGAAGGUCACCACAGCAGAUCUCUACAACAGUCCCUGUGUCCGUGCACCAAGCACAGCCAGCCCUGCACAGGUCCUCACGGUGACGGGGACAGGGGAGCCAGCAGCAUGUAGGACCGCCAUCCAGAAACUCUUCAACUUCAGCUGUGGGGCCAGCAGGACGUGCGGGUUCAACGGGGUCUAUCAGCCGCCCGUGCGGGGACAGUUCUUCGCCUUCGCUGGGUUCUACCACACCUUCCACUUCCUGAACCUGACCAGCCAGCAGUCUCUAAAUGAUGUCAACUCCACGGUGGAGACCUUCUGCAAGAAGAACUGGGCAGAGCUGGUGGAGACCUUCCCGCAGCAGAAGGUGUACCUACACACGUACUGCCCCGUGGCCGUGUACAUCUUGACGCUGCUGCUUGAUGGCUACAAGUUCAAUGAGCAGACGUGGAGCAGCAUCCGCUUCAGCCGGCAGGCAGCAAACACAGACAUUGGAUGGACGCUGGGCUUCAUGCUGAACUUCACCAACAUGAUCCCCACGGAGGCUCUGGAGCAGGUCAAGGGGCACCAGCCCAGCCUGUGGGCAGGUGCCAUCUCCUUCAUUGUGCUGGCCAUAGUGGCAGGUCUGGUGGCUGCUUUCCUCCAGUGUUUCUGGAAAACCAAGUAGCUCCCAGCCUCCUAGCUAGAGGCAUCCUGCCUACUAAACCAGGCAGGGAUGUGGUGCAAAAGAAAGUGGAAGAGGAAGAAGACUGAGGGCAUUAGACCCACCUCCGAUGCUCAGGAGGUCUAAUUGGGUCAUCUCUGCAAAGAUGUUGAAAAUGACAAAGGUGUCUUGAAGUCUCUAAGUACCUCCAAGUAGAAGAGACUCCUGACUCCAGAAAAAACUUUAAUCUGGCUGACAAAAGCUCACUGAGACUUGGUGGCUAGAUGAAGCCAGAUAAAUUCAGACUAGAAAUAAAAUCCGUUUUGUUUUUCAAAUACAAAAGUCACCAACCAGCCUAGCACAGCUUCCUUGGCACUCCCAGUCCUGCUGGGCCGCACUCCCAACAGCCACAGGAGAGGCCGUUGGUGAUGGAGAGCAGCAGUGGCCCCCUAAACUCUGACGAGAAGUGUGACCUUAUCUGUAUCUUGCCUGGGCAAGAUUUUUGUAGUAUGUGACAGA
Calidris pugnax (ruff) is the source of this 2149-nucleotide messenger RNA. It is a transcript of the gene ENTPD8, whose product is annotated as ectonucleoside triphosphate diphosphohydrolase 8. Lineage: Eukaryota; Metazoa; Chordata; Aves; Charadriiformes; Scolopacidae. Gene Ontology annotation, cellular component: plasma membrane. The coding region runs from base 173 to 1654 and encodes 493 amino acids. The transcript is spliced from 10 exons. The record is from RefSeq and is a predicted model, not a curated record. Gene Ontology annotation, biological process: nucleoside diphosphate catabolic process. Gene Ontology annotation, molecular function: GDP phosphatase activity; UDP phosphatase activity.